GGGCGUUGGAUUUACCUGUAGCCGCAGGUAAAAUACGGCACGGCGGGGCGAAGGAACGAAUCUUACCGAUCAAAGCUUAGUAUGACCAGAAUCUGAAAGCGCGUGUUGCGCGACAUCGAAAUCGAAACGUUUGACCCAUUUUCAGUCAAUGAAUCAAAACAAAGGUCGCUGAAGUGGAAGUUUUAAGGAGUCAAAGGGAACAUAUUUCACACUCGGCUACUUCCGCGAUCUUGAACGACUAGAAGUUGCGUUCAAAACAAUUGAGGAUUUCAUCCGAGCCUAUGCGGUCCUGAAUGUGGUGAGUUAUGCCUGGCCACAGCACAGGAACACAUCACAAGACACGUCCUCAUAGCUCAAGCCGUUCCAGGGCUGAUGGCUACAGGCAAAACCGCACAUACUCCAGGGACAGCAGCACGAGUCAAGAGACCUGCAAGGAGAACUACAGCGAGCAACCUCGUAGCAUAGACUCGCAGUUCACCCGUAAAACCCAUCCACACUACGCCAAUGGACGAGGCUCGGAAACCCUGGGCUUUAUACCAGGAUCUGCAGACUCUCCUCAGGGCACUCAAGCCUGUGGCUCGUGUGCCUCCCUCGGCUGGAGUGGUUGCAAAGCUCUGCUGUGCUGCAUUCUCACCUGUGGGCUUUAUGGGUCACGCAAACCUUGCUUGCCACCCAAUGAGAGCUCCACUGACAACACUUUAAAACCUGAGCCAGAACCCGGAAAGCCCAAUGGAUUGGCACUGACCAACCCCACGUGUGGUGUAACUUUUGAAUCCAGCAAGCCAAAGCUACCAAGCUCUGGCAGCUUCAGGUAUGGCGACGUCUACCUUGCUGGCAAGAAGGUGGACUACCCUGCCAACUCAGAAGCACAUCCACGACGGACCAGGACAGCGGGGAAGGGUGACAACCAGCGGCCUAUCAGUAAUACCAGUAUCUACUCUCGAGAGGAUUUGGAUCUAGAUGACCUGGAUGAUGGCGGCACUGAUAUCGACUCGCUUAUCACUAAAAAGCUUCUAGAACUUUAUAAAAUGCACCAGAUUGAGCAGCUGGCAAAAUGCACGUCUGAUGUGUCCUUCUCUCGUAAAACCAAUGAGAUCAGCGAUCUGAUCAACAGCAUUGCUCAGGACUACAACUUGGAGGAGCAGGAAGCAGAGUGUCGGCUUGUGCACGGUGUCAUACGCAUCAGCACCCGCAACAAGUCCUCAAAAGGUUACAAAAGCAAAGACUAUAAAUCGCAUGAUGCAAUACAGCAUACUAACGGGAGGAGGGAUGGAACGCUGCCCGACAGUGGGAAUGAGACCAUGACCUUUACCUUUAGUGACGGGGAUCCCGAGGUGCUAGUGUCAGAGUUGACACCGUCGGAUGAGCUUGCCCGAAAUAUGAGAGGCCAAAGCGGGAAAAAUUACUACUCGAGCUCGGCCACAGAUUCAUCGGGGGCUCCGCUAUUGCGCUAACACGCCAGCUGUUCGCUCUCAAUUACUACUGCCUAACUAGUGUUCUUCUACUGUCCUUGUGCUCCUCUUAUAUUUCAGUGAAAGCAGUUAUUAUGCUCAGGACAGUUUGUGUUUGUCUGAAUGCCCGAAGACUGCUGUUGUCCAUUUAGGCACAGUUUUUGUCAUGUUCCUACAGAGUGUAAUGUUCAACAAAGGAGCCUGUUGCAAAAGAAAUGUUGCACUUGAUGGUUCCCUACUACCCUCGCCAGAAGCCAUGCAGAUAGAUAGUUACAUAAUGGACAAGUUUCCUCAACAAAACAUUGGCAUCAAAGGGUAUUUAAGUAUUGGAUCUAAUUAUACUUUCGGAGACAAGUCUGCUGUCGUCCUAAGUGGUGAUGUAUCUAUUAAUAUGCCUGUAUUGAGCACUGAUUAAUAGCAACAAAGAGACUUCAAUCAGUUGCUGUUCAUCGGACUGCUUUGCUCUGUUAGCCCGUCCUUCAAUGUUGCCUUAGAUGAACAACUGUUCUUUGUUUAAACGUUUUAAUGCAAUUUAAUGUUGUUUUGGGACUGUUCACGGUCAGAUGAUACACCCACAUCUGUAUGGUGGAAUUUUUAAAUACCUUGUAUAGAUGUAGUUUUUUGGUAACUUUUUUUAUAUUGAAAUAAAAAGGGAAUUUCCCCUCA
Rhinichthys klamathensis goyatoka is the source of this 2117-nucleotide messenger RNA. It is a transcript of the gene kdf1a, whose product is annotated as keratinocyte differentiation factor 1a. The coding region runs from base 306 to 1454 and encodes 382 amino acids. Gene Ontology annotation, biological process: keratinocyte development; regulation of epidermal cell division. The transcript has 4 exons. Lineage: Eukaryota; Metazoa; Chordata; Actinopteri; Cypriniformes; Leuciscidae. The record is from RefSeq and is a predicted model, not a curated record. Gene Ontology annotation, cellular component: cell junction.